Drosophila miranda is the source of this 5399-nucleotide messenger RNA. RefSeq names its product octopamine receptor beta-2R (gene Octbeta2R). Gene Ontology annotation, cellular component: membrane. NCBI's taxonomy places the organism in Eukaryota, Metazoa, Arthropoda, Insecta, Diptera, Drosophilidae. The coding region runs from base 1262 to 2905 and encodes 547 amino acids. The transcript is spliced from 7 exons. The record is from RefSeq and is a predicted model, not a curated record. Gene Ontology annotation, molecular function: octopamine receptor activity. Gene Ontology annotation, biological process: adenylate cyclase-activating adrenergic receptor signaling pathway.
UUCGUCUGUUAGCCGUCUGGUGCGUUGCCACGCCGCUGUCGCAGUUUGUUCGUUUUGCUCGCUCGCUCGCUCGCUCGCUCGUUUGCCUGAUGGUCGAUGCUCGCUGCUGGCAUUCGCAGUCGUCGCAUGUUGAGAGGAAGUAGGCGCGCUCCGCAGCAGAAUCUGUUGCAGAUUCAGAUUCAGAAUCCGAAUCAGAGGCAUAAUCAGCGGGGGAGAGGCAGCAGCCAGGCAAAUUAAUGAUUAUUGUUUGGAGAUUACAGGCACAUUGAUUGCUUGCAACGUUCCAGAAAACACAACAUCGAAUAACAAUAUUUGAAUUAGUGGAAGCAGAGUAAAGGAAGCACUUGGCUGAGGCAAAACUAAAAAUAAUUUUGAAGCCAAAGAAAUGUUAAAAAUAAAACCAAAAGAAAUCAACGAAUUUUCGGUGGCACCAACAGCAGCAGAAGCAGCAGCAGAGGCGGCAAGAACAAGAACCGAGCAGGGCGGCCCCCGCAGCAGCCGCCGCAGCAAAAAAUGAACAAAAUUAAAAAGCAGCCGCUUGGAGCUAGAAAAAAACCCAAUCAACGAGCAGCAGCAGCGGCAGGAACUACAAAUACAAAAACAGAAGCCGCACAGUAAAUAGCCAGGCCCAAUCCAAUCCAAUCCAAUCCAGCCAGCCUCCAUCAGCAGCAGCAGCAGCAGCAGCAGCGGCCAAAAGCAGCAGCAGCCGCGACAACGAGGCCAUCAAGUGAGUGGGUGGCUUUGGCUUUGGCUGUGGCUGGCAAGGACAGCCACGUUGGACGUUGACGUCGGCGGCGCGACACCGACGACUGCGACUGCGACGACGUUGUCGUGGCCAACACUGUCCGGGUCCGGGUCUGGGUCCGGGCCACUUUCGCGAAUCAAUUUCCGUUGCGGUGGCCGUUUCAGUUUUGGUUUCAACGUCGCCGGCGCUACGCGUGUCGUGAAUUUCAAAUGGCGGUCGCUCUCCCGGUCCCUCUCCCUGUUUUCGUUGUCGGUGAUUCUGCAGGUGUUCGCGUAGGUGUUGCCUGCCCAGCGAAUUAACGUGGGACGCGAAACGCGCAAGAGUCCGACCCCUGAGCCGCAGGCCAAGUCCCGAGUGCUAAAAAGUUAAGCAAACCCCGAAAAAGAAAACAAAGUGUCUGAGAAACCAAGUUACAAGUUGUGGCCACUUAACCAACCAAAGAAACGAAACGAAAAGAAAACCAAUAAGCCCCAAGAAAAGUCAGACUCUGCAGACUCCCAACCCAGAUCCCGACUCAUGUUGUUGUGCCCCGAUCUUGGCCAGCUGCCGACGGCGGCAGAGGCCUCCGUCAACAUGCCGCGGCAAAGGCAUCGCACCAGUGCCACAAGGAUACGCAAGAGACGCUGCUGCUGUGGCGGCCAGCCAGCGCCGGAGGAGCAACAGCCGCAGCCCCAGACACAGCCACAGUCACAGCCGCAGCGAGGCACAGCGACUCCCCAGGGCAACAGCCCAGUCUGGAGCAGUCUGGCCAGGGUGACGGCUACGGUGCUGACCACCGCGGCCCUGCUGCACACCACGAGCGCCCUGUCCGGGCCGGCCGCCGACGCCGAGCCCGUUGCACUGCCACUGCAGGGCACCUCCACGCCCACAGUCCCGCCUGCACAGCACGUGCUGAAUGCCACACAUCUGGCGGCCACGCUCUUCAACGAAACCAGCGGCCUGCUGGACGCCGGCUCCUCCCUGGCCACUUUGGCCGAGGACGAGGACUGGCUCGACAGCGUCUUCUGGCUGUUCAAGGCAUUCGUCAUGCUGCUGAUCAUCAUAGCGGCCAUUUGCGGCAAUCUGCUUGUUAUUAUUUCUGUGAUGCGUGUUAGAAAAUUAAGAGUUAUAACGAAUUACUUUGUAGUUUCCUUAGCCAUGGCUGAUAUAAUGGUCGCUAUUAUGGCCAUGACAUUUAACUUUAGUGUGCAAGUAACUGGGCGCUGGAACUUCAGCCCCUUCCUGUGCGACUUGUGGAACAGUCUCGACGUGUACUUUUCGACAGCGAGCAUUUUGCAUUUAUGCUGCAUAUCUGUGGAUAGAUACUAUGCGAUUGUUAAGCCCCUCAAGUAUCCGAUUAGCAUGACGAAACGCGUGGUGGGCAUUAUGCUGCUGAACACGUGGAUAUCGCCGGCCCUGCUCUCGUUCCUGCCCAUCUUCAUUGGCUGGUACACGACCGACGAGCACAAGGUGUUCGUCAAGGAGAAUCCGGAGCAGUGUGCAUUUGUGGUUAACAAGUACUAUGCCAUCAUCUCGAGCUCGAUUUCGUUCUGGAUACCGUGCACCAUCAUGAUUUUCACCUACCUGGCCAUCUUCCGGGAGGCCAAUCGACAGGAGAAGCAGUUGAUGAUGCGCCACGGCAAUGCCAUGUUGAUGCACCGCCCAUCCAUGCAGCCCUCAGGUGAGGCAAUGAGCGGCUCGGGCUCGUCGAAAACAUUGACACUGCAUGAGGUCGAGCAGGAGCACACACCCACUAAGGACAAGCACUUAAUCAAAAUGAAGCGGGAGCACAAGGCCGCACGCACGCUGGGCAUCAUCAUGGGCACCUUCAUCCUCUGCUGGCUGCCGUUCUUCCUGUGGUACACGCUCUCCAUGACCUGCGGCCCCUGCCAGGUGCCGGAUAUCGUGGUGUCCAUACUCUUCUGGAUCGGCUACUUCAACUCGACGCUGAACCCGCUCAUCUACGCUUACUUCAACCGCGACUUCCGAGAGGCCUUCCGCAACACGCUGCUGUGUCUGUUCUGCAACUGGUGGAAGGACCGCCACAUGCCCCUGGACAUCGACAUCCGUCGCUCGAGCCUGCGCUACGACCAGCGGGCCAAGAGCGUCUACUCGGAGAGUUACCUCAACUCGACCACGCCCUCGCAUCGCCGCCAGUCCCAGAUGGUAGACAACUUAUAAUACAGGAACGAGGCGCUCCUGACGCCGAUUGCCCAGCAGCAGCAGCGGCUGGCAGCGAGCGACUCCCGCCUGGCGGUCGCAGGAGGCACUGCAGCAGCUUCGGUCGGAGCAGGGGCAGGGCAACGGCCAGGCGCCGGCGCCGGCACCAGACCCACACUCGACAGUAAGGGGGACGAUGUACAGGAGAUACAGAUCGAAAUACCCAUGGAGUACAUCAACAAAUGGAACAAAAACAACAAUGCAGCUGCCUCGACGGCCUCCAGCCACGUUUAAGAGAUGUGCGGAGAAGAGGAGGAUGGAUGGAUGGGGGGCAUGGAAAGAAUCAAUUUAAUGCAAUCAAAAUUGUCCAUUAAUUUGCAAAAUUAAUAUGCGUUGGCGUAGGUUGAUUCACUCGUAACGUUGACAUUAAUCAAUCAUGCACUGGAGCGUGCCAUUUAAUUUUGCCCCCCACUGUGGCGCUCACUGUGCCGUGCACUUUUCCCUUCUGCGUCUCCGAGAACAGAGCUGUAGGACAAUUUGUUAAUCUAUGAUUUCGUGUCGGUUGAGUCCUGUUAUCUUGUAAAUACUAAAUAUUUUUGUACGAGUAAAUUAAGUGAAGGUUGUAAAAUCAUUUCUAGCAGAAAUUUGUUAAACAUUUCAAGCAAAAAAGGAAAAUCUAUUUAAAUGGCAAUCACUGCAACACACUGAGCUAUAUUCGUAGGUCCAGAUCCAGAUCCAGAUCCAGAACCGAAUACGAACCAUAAACUAGAAGAGCUAAUGCUAAAACUGUGCCAAUUAACAGACCGCAAAACGUAGACAUCUAUGGGGGGACAUUGCAACCGGCACAUGUCCUUACAAGGGCAUUUUCCAUUCCCAAUUAAAUUCAGAGAAACCAAACCAAAAGUCAUGGAAGCAAAAGCAAAGCUAAAACCCAUUUACGACAAUCGCAUGAAUUUGAAAAUGCUCAAAAGAUUCGAAAAAUAUUAAAUAAAUUUAACAAAAGAUAUACCUACAGAUAAAUUAAAUAUAGCGAAAUAUAUAGUUGUAUCAGACAUUUCUAGCAUUACCAAGUGGCAGUCGAAAUCAAAAGUAACCUCUAGAGAGACCCAACCUACGAGUACGUAAGAUUAACCAACCAAUAUAGUCAUCGAUAUCAGAUUGCGGACUAAACCGAAUAGCAGUGUAUCCGUAGUUCGUUUCCGUAUCCGUUUCCGUGCGUUGAAUUUGAAUAAUGUGAAUCGAAUCGGGCCUAAGUGCGUGUUCCAUAGAGCCGGAGAGUGAGACGAAUCAGAGGCAAUUGCGUUGCAGUUCCUGGAAUAAAGUUGACUGUGUAGCCUGGGAAGGCAAGGCUUGAGCACUGCUUCUGAAGUCAGCAACUUGAUUCCAGCAAUUGCGGCCCAAGCACAACGCUGAAUGGUGCUCAAAAUACAUACUACAUCUAAUCGUAUUCGUAUUCGUAUUCGUAUUCGUAUUCGUAUUCGUACUCGUUGAAACCAAAAAACAACCGGAACCCUAACCAAAUUUCGACUAUGAAAACCAAUUGAAAUGCAAAUGAGGCAAAUAAUUGCAAAGCAGACAAAGAGACCACUUUGCGUACUACUUUGUGUAAGGAACUAGCGACUCGACUCCAUAAAACUAUCCACUAUUGUAGCAACAGUUUGGAAAACUUACCUAUUUAUCAUUUACUUUACCCUCAACGAGCCACGGGCCGCACAGCGGAAGGCCAAGAGCAUUUCUCAAGUUGAGCCAGACGACAAAGAAAUAAACAGAGCCGGGGGAAAUCCGUUUAUAUAGAGAGAAAAACACAAAAUUGUUCCAAGUUGUCAGCAACCAGAAAUGUCUUAAUAAUUUGCGAUGCUAGUCCCAGAAAAGAAAAUACAAUUUAAACAAAGUCUUGUCAAAAGCGGAGGAGCGCAAGGAGAGAAAGAGCCAAGGCUCGCUAUGUACGAUAUGUAGGGUGUACAAAUAGACGUCUAUAUAAAUGUUAUACAUAUAUCAUAGUAAGUAUUUAUUAUACGAGUGUGUGUGGCUUUCCUUAAGAAGAUGAGAACCCAAUCCCAACCAAAAUCGAAUGAAUCUCCAAAGAACUUGUUAUAUUUUUAUAAACCACAGAAACCCAAAGCUAAAAAAUGUAAUAUUAUAUAUGUUUGUAUCUAUGUAUAUGUACUAUAUGUCUGUAUGUGUGUAUAUAUGUGUGCAAGGUAUUUAUUUAACAACCGAACUUUUUGUUACACUGUUUCCUUGUGUGUUUGCUGGGCCAUUUCCCGUGCAAAAAAUACGAGUACAAUAGGAUCUAGCAGUAAGCCAAACUGAGAAGCAACAAGCAACAAGCAAGAAGCAAAUCUAGCCUCGAGUAGAGUCAAGUAAACGGCAAACUAAGCCACUAACUAAGUGAAUCUGAAAUUCAUGUGUAUUAUAAGGCAACAUAACGAACUUCAAGUUGGAAAACAUACAGCAAAGCAAAGCGAAACAAAACAGAACAUAAUAAAAUAAAAUUAUGAAAACUAAAGAUGUA